Zymoseptoria tritici IPO323 is the source of this 2222-nucleotide messenger RNA. RefSeq lists its product as uncharacterized. Lineage: Eukaryota; Fungi; Ascomycota; Dothideomycetes; Mycosphaerellales; Mycosphaerellaceae. The transcript has a single exon. The record is from RefSeq and is a predicted model, not a curated record. Gene Ontology annotation, cellular component: exocyst. Gene Ontology annotation, biological process: exocytosis; intracellular protein localization; Golgi to plasma membrane transport. The coding region runs from base 54 to 2222 and encodes 722 amino acids.
GCAACAGCAACACCUAUUGAUUCUUCCAGUCGACGGCUGGGAAGACGUCUACAAUGUCGGAGAGCAAGGGACUAUCUCUCCGGCGUAAGAAGACGACAGCGGCGCGACCAACAAUCUCCGCGCCAAAGCAGAUCCCUACUGCCCAAAGCGAGACCUCCUCCCUCCGACCGGACGCGAUUCGAUCGAACUCGACAUGGACAGCUGCUAGCGGUGAAUCUGAUGCGACAUCACGUUCGCGAGAAAGACCGAAGCUCGGCGGUGACAACACCAGCGACCUCGUGAAGAGGAGAUACUCCACGCGAUUCACCGGCGGACUACCACAAGAUGGCGUGCCUCCGCCCAUUCCUGCGAUGCCAUCGCUGCCAGCGCAGUACGUUGGACGACCAGGCACCUCUUCCGCUCCACGUCCGCCGCCGUCUCGUGACGGAGGACGGAGUCCGGAACGAAGAGGGAAGCUAAAGGUGGACUUGCGUGCGUUGAAGGAUCCCAAUCUCCAGGCCGAGAAGUACGUUCAGAGCAUACUUGCAGACGCCUCAGAGGCCGAUAUCAUCGCGUACCAGAGAGACCUGCAAAGCUUGAAAGCGCAUACAGAUGCCGACCUGCAGCACAAUGUCUACCAAAACCGCACACAAUUCAUCAAGAUCUCAAAAGAGGCGGACAAGCUGAAGUCGGAGAUGCGAACACUUCGUACGAUGAUGGGCGAGCUGACCAGCGCGCUGGGUCAUGCUACGAGCGCUGGAGGUGCCGAUCUCAGCUCUGCCAGUUCUUUGAGCCUUGCCGACAGGAAGCGCGCGAAUAGGAGCAGCGUUGCCAACCUGGAGGCGAUGUGGACUACACACUUGCAAACACUGUGGAAGAGGGUGGAGGGCUCGCAGAAGUACCUUCCUGCCCUUCCUGGACGACACAUUCUUAUGGAAAGUCAACGAUGGGUGGAGCUCAAUGCUGCGACGUGGAAGCCUCGGCGUCGAGUUGCCUUGGUCCUGUUGAACGAUCAUCUGCUGGUUGCCUCAGAGAAGAAGCGUGCUACCGACGCAGUACCUUCUGGAAAGGGCAAUCGGCAAAGUAUGCAUCCAUCACAACAAUCGCAAUCGACGACAAUGCUUAUAGCAGAUCGUUGUUGGCCAUUACAUGAAGUGUCUCUCGCAGACAUCAGCACGCGGGCCUCGACUACCAUCGGACACAACAACACGAAGGAGAACAAAGCUAUCGCAAAUGCCAUCAAUGUCCGAGCAGGCAACGAGAGCUUCACAUACGCUAUAGCCGACGCUGCAGAGAAAGCCGGCUUGAUCGUCGCAUUCCGCAAAGCACAAGAAGAUCAACGCAAGCUGUUGGCAGCCGAGCACGCCCGACGGGAGAAGAAUCUCGAAGACUUCGCCAUCUUGUCUGGCCGCGAUCCGCGCCUGCUCAAACGUGCCGCGGCAGCUGUGGAAGACGCGGCCAACGAAGCUCCCAACUCGGAGAGAUUAUCUGGCCUCAGUCGCAGCACCUCUGUGCUCGUCGAUGCAGACGGUCGACCUCAAAGCAUCCGCUGGGUUGAGUCACAAAUCGACGGUCUCGACAUUGACAUUGCUUUGCAACACUUCGACGACGCUGUUGACCGUACCGAAAAGCUUCGCCGCAUGGCCCGUAGUAUCAAGGGCAACGCCACGGCGCAGGAGAUCAUUCAGACUAAGAUCAACGAGCGGGCUGGUCGCCUCGCCCAUUCGAUCGCCCGACAGAUGGCACAAACCUCCGGCGCCGCCAACAUGACCAAAGAGAAAGUCGCAUGGCUGCUUCGUCUUGGCUUUGAGGAUCUCGCUAGAACGACAUACCUGAAUGCUCGCACUGAGACAAUUCGUUUACGAACUCGAGAACUGCCGUUCGUCGGCGCUCUCCCACCUCACAUCCAUGCAUUGGCGUACACGACCUUCACGCUGCUACUGCAUACCUUCAGAACGUUCAGCUCGUCAUUCCCAGCUGCGAGUGGCAGUGCGGUAGUCAGAUGGGCGAAGGGUCGGGUUGAUGAGUUCUGCGAGAGGGUGAGGAGGCAGCUGAGUAGUGUGGAGAAAGGAGGAGAGGUAUGGGAGGAAUGUGCGAAGAUUGUGAUCGAGGAGGCGGACGUACUAGUCGAUGUUGGUGUUGACUUUGGUGGCAUGGUUGUGAGAGGACUGCAGCAGGAGGGCGGCGAAGCUGGGACGACAGCCACGAGGACUGAUGCACCUGUGCCUGGGUUGGGCAUUUGA